Ctenopharyngodon idella (grass carp) is the source of this 3940-nucleotide messenger RNA. RefSeq names its product olfactomedin-like protein 2A. Bases 67 to 2007 code for a protein of 646 amino acids. The transcript is spliced from 8 exons. The record is from RefSeq and is a predicted model, not a curated record. NCBI's taxonomy places the organism in Eukaryota, Metazoa, Chordata, Actinopteri, Cypriniformes, Xenocyprididae. Gene Ontology annotation, biological process: signal transduction.
UGGAUCUGUAGUCCUGUAGUCGCAUCAGCGCACAUCUCACACAGAAGAGCUUCAUAGACCGGCGACAUGUGGAAGAUUGUGGAGCUCGUGGCUUGUUUACUUAUGAUGUCCAGUCAUGUAUCAUCUCAGAACAAGAUCUUUGGGGAGGAACAAGUCCGCAUGACAUCAGAGGGAUCCGACUGCCGCUGUAAGUGCAUCAUGCGGCCUUUGACCCGGGACGCAUGCGCUCGCUUGCGGACAGGAAGUGUGCGCGUGGAAGAUUUUUACACGGUGGAGACGGUGAGUUCCGGAGCCGACUGUAAAUGCUCCUGCACGGCUCCGCCCUCCUCUCUCAACCCCUGCGAGAAUGAAUGGAAGAUGGAAAAACUCAAGAAACAGGCACCAGAGCUGCUCAAGUUGCAGUCCAUGGUGGACCUUCUGGAAGGAACUCUCUUCAGCAUGGACCUUCUUAAAGUUCACUCGUACAUCAACAAGGUGGUGUCUCAGAUGAACAACCUGGAGGAGAUGAUAAAGAUGAACCUCUCUCGGGAGAAUGACUUUGUGAGAGACAGUGUGGCGACUCUGACCAAUCAGCUACGGCAGUACGAGAACCAUUCUGACAUCAUGAUGAGCAUAAAGAAGGAGCUAUCCAAUCUUGGCCUUCAGCUGCUGCAGAAAGACUCCUCCUCCUCAGGCCCUAAAAGCAAAGUACAGGACACACUGGGGACAAAUAUCAAAGAUGCUUCAAAGUUUCCAGCAAAGAAACCAGAAAAAGGGAAACCUCCACCAAAGCCAGUGAAGGAAAAGCUGCCUAAGCCAAAGAAAGAGACCGCAAAACCAAACAAACCCAGUAAACCAGAGCAAACAGACCUGCCCAAUAAAACCAAAUCAUCACAAAACCAGCCAGGACUCAUCCGGGGAAUCACAUAUUACAAAGCCACCAAAACCGACGGGACGGGCAACCAAAACAGAGGUGACGAGAGAACUGAUGAAACGGACACAUUGCUUGAGGUAGAAGUAGAAGAAGAGCAAAGUACCUUAGCUCCCGUCACUUUAGCAACAGAGACUACCCCAACAACCGUACCCACAACAACAUCAACCACUCCUCCCACAACAACAGCAACCCAGAGGACAACAACAACUAGCAGAACAAUAUACAGAGAGGAACGACCGGCCCCAACGAUAGCACUAGUGUUGGACAACACCGGCAAUAACUCAUACAUCGCAGUUAAAGAGCACAGCUGUGAAGGGACGCUGGCGUCAGUUGAGCUGCCGGUGAAACAGCACAGUUAUGGCAGGAACGAGGGCGCGUGGAUGAAGGAUCCCGCCGCCAAGGACUCCAAAAUCUACGUCACCAACUAUUACUACGGCAACAACCUUGUAGAGUUCCGGAACUUGGACAACUUUAAACAGGGCCGUUGGAGUAACCUGUACAAGCUCCCUUAUAACUGGAUCGGAACGGGUCAUGUUGUGUACAGAGGAGGGUUUUACUAUAAUCGUGCCUUCACAAAGAACAUCAUCAAAUACGAUCUCAGGCAACGGUACGUAGCCGCCUGGGCUCAGCUCCAUGACGUCGUUUAUGAAGACACCACACCUUGGAAGUGGAAAGGCCACUCUGAUAUCGACUUCGCCGUGGAUGAGAACGGACUUUGGGUCAUUUACCCUUCUGUUGACGAUGACUACGGACAGGCUGAGGUCAUUGUAGUCAGUAAACUAGAUCCCAAUGACCUGUCGGUCAAAAAGGACACAACGUGGAGGACGAGACUGAGACGAAAUUCAUUCGGGAACUGCUUCAUAAUAUGCGGCGUCCUGUACGCAGUGGACAUUUACAAUCAGAGGGAAGGAGAGGUUUCAUAUGCGUAUGACACGCUCACAGGGGCAGAGGCGUCUCCACGUUUACCAUUCAUUAACGAAUACGGGUUCACCACACAAGUCGAUUACAACCCUAAAGAGAAGAUUCUGUACGCCUGGGACAAUGGACACCAGCUCACCUACAACAUCAACUUUGUAGAGCAGGAAAAGAAAUGAAAUCAGACUUUAUUAAUGCCAUCUACUCUACGCUCCAGCGAAGCAAAAGCCACUUCCUGUAUAUCUGAUCACAACUGCCUCAUUGGUUCCAAUGACAAACGCCCUCAUGGAACAGUUCAUCACGUCCUCAUGAACUUAAUAGACAUUUGUUCGAGAUUAUAUAAGGACAAAGGGAUUACAUAACCACUUAGUAGUUGCGUGCUGCUCUACAGUUCUAGAAUUCACUGCCAGUUCUAGAAUCCUGACAAACGGAAUCUAAAGACCCUUUCACAUGAUUUACGUUAACAUUCCCAAUGCACUGCACUCAAUGGAGUGAGCGUAGUGUUGAGCAUUGUAUCUUUGACCCAUUUUGAAGUGCAACACAUGGUUACCAUACAAUUACACAAAGCUUAACGUUAACCAAUUGAUCCCACAUGCCACUGACUUUUCGAAGUAUGAUUAUUGGACAAUUCGCAUGAUGGUUUUGCUUUUUUGCUACUUAGCAACCCUGAAAAAAAAAAAGAACUUUGCAGGUAAAAGUCACACAUGACGCUUGUCCUUAAAGUGUUAGUUCACCCAAAAAUGACAGUUUUCAAUUACAGCUUGUAGAGCUUUGAAUAUUUUUUUUGUAUCUAUUAAAAAACUUUACAUAAUUUACACUGUCCUAACCAGUCAUGCUGCAAUAAAGUGACAAACAAUUACAAAUUUUACAAACAAAUUUUACUGUAUGCAUACAUGUAAACAAAUUACAUGUAUGCAUACAGUAAAAUUAAAUAAAUUAAAAUUUUUAAUGAAUACAAGUAUAAUAAUGAAUAAAAAAAUAAUUUUUAUGUAAGUAAUGCAAGUUUUUAACUAGGAAAAAAUGCAGAAAAUAAAUCUUUUUUCAUGGAUUGUAUCUUUAAUACUAAUGUAUUUUGUCUUGUCACUCACAAAUUUCUACCUGUUUUUAGUAUAAAUAAGUUAAAAACAAGUAGAAAUUAAAUCUGCCAGUGCAGUAAGAAAACACACAUUUAUGUUUAGAAUAUAAUCUGUUACUUCCCAAGUAAAAUUAUCUUGUUUAAAGGAUUUUUAUAUAUUUUAACAGGUAAAUAAAAAGCGUUUAUUAAGAAUAUAAGAUUUCGAGCAGCAGACGACGCCUACCAUGGCAUCUCAUUGAUCCAAAAUCCUGCUCACACAAUUUUGUUUACACUGCGGACAAAUGUCUCGCAUCGCUCCUGGUUGGGACACGUGUAAACCAUUAAGGUAAGAGUUUCGUGACAUGCUCCUCUUUACUAUAAAUAAAGCUUACAUGUCAUGUCAACUAUACCAACAACAUAACGCAACCACCAAUCUUUCAUGUACCUAUAAUGAUAUUUUAUAAACAUAACAAGCAUUCAAGACACACCUGCAGGAAAAUUGGUGUCUGUUUUCACAUCAAGAAUGUGCCAGAAAAUUGUCUUCCAGUGCUUCGGCCAAUAUAGCCUCAGUGGACUAGUAAAGCAUGACAUCAUAAUGGAGAAAGAAUGCUUUGUGUGCUAAUGAGAGCGUAUGAUUAUGUUUGAGUCUCUCUAAUGACUAUAGAAUGUUUAUAACAAACAGACAGGUUGUGUGAGGAAAGCCUGUGUGAUGCAUGGGUACGGAUACAUACGUCAUGUAUAAACAGUUUAACAGUGUGUAGAAUGUUGUUGUUGUGAUUUUAAAGUGGUUUCUUGUCCUUGUGGUCACUGUAAAUAGCAGAAUAUUUUGUUUUGAUUGAGUUUUAGAAACACAAUCUUCCCAAGAGGAAGAGAUUGACUCUGUCAAUGCAGCAUGUCUGAUUUUAAUUAACUCUAAUUGGAUUUUGUUAAAUGUGCAGUUGGUGUUGUGAAAUAUAUUCCUAAACAUAUUAAAAAGACUGCUGGGAUGGAAGUGGGAGCAGUUUCUGGUUUGUGAGAGUGUGUGGUAAUGAAAGCCAUUAAAAUUGAAAUUGACCCUA